AUGGAUUCUUUUGAAGAAGCAUCAAUUGACAUAAUAAUGGAGAUAUUUGAGGCAAUUGAAGAUAAUUAUGGAGGAGUUAUUCUGAACAUGAAGAAAGAGGAGCCUAUGGAUUUUCUUAAAUUUCAUACUAUGCUCAAGGCUUCCAUUUCUUAUUGGAGGCUAAAGGGAAAGAAGGGUGUUUGGAUUAAGUUACCUAUAGAACUUGCUCAUCUUGUUAAUGCAGCAGUAAAGGAAGGAUUUUGGUAUCAUCAUGCUGAGGCAACAUAUUUGAUGCUUGUUUAUUGGAUUCCUCAUGAAAUUCCUCAUACUUUUCCUGCUUAUGCUUCUCAUCGUAUUGGUAUUGGUGCUUUCGUCCUCAACCAAGACGGACAGGUACUGGUAGUUAAAGAGAAAUCUGGAGAUAUGACAGGGACUUGGAAGCUUCCUACUGGUGUUGUUGAUGAGGGGGAGGAUAUAUGUAUGGCAGCCGUUAGAGAAGUGCAAGAAGAGACAGGCAUUGAGACAGAAUUUGUUGAACUCCUUGCCUUUAGACAAAGUCACAAAUCAUUCUUUGGAAAAUCUGAUUUGUUCUUCAUAUGCAUGCUGAAACCACUUAAUUUCACUAUCAACAAGCAAGAUGCUGAGAUUGAGGAAGCUAAGUGGAUGCCAAUGGAAGAAUAUGCAAGUCAAUCAAAGGUGAACCAAAGUGAACUCACUAAAAUGAUAGCCAAUAUAUGUGUUGCCAAGAAAGAGGAACAGUACAAUGGCUUCUCUGCUCUUCUUACUACUGGACAUUCUGCCAAGGAGUGCUAUUUAUACUCUAAUAACAUAUAGUAUAUGAUACUCAUAAUAAUUAAAAUUAUAUUUUAUGCAUAUGUUUGCAAUAAGAAUAAUGUUUGUAAUAAGAUUUUUCCAUUUGGAAGAAUUAAAUUGUAGACUAAGAUUCUAGUUUGAAUAUCAUAUAUAAUGUUUUGGCAAUAUAUAAGCCAUAUUGAUAAUUGGUACUUGGAUAUGUUUGAAGUAAUUGAUGUA
This is a messenger RNA of Solanum stenotomum, 1011 nucleotides long. Its product is annotated as nudix hydrolase 2-like. The record is from RefSeq and is a predicted model, not a curated record. The coding region runs from base 1 to 813 and encodes 270 amino acids. Gene Ontology annotation, molecular function: NADH pyrophosphatase activity; NAD binding; ADP-ribose diphosphatase activity. NCBI's taxonomy places the organism in Eukaryota, Viridiplantae, Streptophyta, Magnoliopsida, Solanales, Solanaceae. The transcript is spliced from 8 exons.